AUGAUUGACAUCAAGGAUCCAGCUUCCGACAAGGAUGAAGUGCAAUCAAUGAGCGGAGGAAAUGUCGGAGAUUGCGAGAUAUACACAGCUGAAGAGGAGAAGGCAGUUUUAAGGAAAAUAGAUCUGGUGAUAUUACCAUUUAUGUGCUUUGUGUUUUUCUUACAAUACCUGGAUAAGCAAAGUCUGAGCUAUGCAGCUGUAUUCGGCCUCAAAGAAGACCUAAAUUUGACCAGCUCAGAAUAUUCUUGGACCAGCUCUAUAUUCUAUGUUGGACAACUGGUCUCCGAAUGGCCCUUCAUAUAUCUCAUGAGUCGAUUUCCAUUGACCAAGUUUGUUGGCAUCACAGUCAUGAUAUGGGGCGUUAUUUGUAUGUGUCUCGCAGCGCCAAAGAACUUUGCUGGAUUCGCCGCUGUGAGAUUUCUAUUGGGUUUCAGCGAGGGCGCUGUAUCUCCAGCUUUUGUCACAAUAACCAGCAUAUGGUAUCGCAAGCAAGAACAUACUACACGAACUGCUCUAUGGAUAACCAUGAAUGGAAUAGCUCAAGUAACUGGGUGUCUACUCAUGUAUGGCAUAGGCAAGAACACAUCAAUCACGAUCCAGCCAUGGAGAGUCCUAUUCCUCAUCUGUGGAGCAAUGACUGUGUUAGCCGGUAUUGGAUUCUUUGUUUUGAUGCCUAAUGGACCUAACGAUGCAUGGUUCCUCAAUGAGAGAGAAAGAGUAGUCUUGUCACUUCGUCUAGCCAAAGAUCGCGAGGGAGGUGACAAGACUGCUUUCUCGAUCGCACAACUCAAAGAAGCAUUGAUGGAUCCCAAGGCGUGGGUUGUCUUUUGGUUCGGUGUGCUGGUCACAAUGCAGUCUCCAGUCCUGACAUUCGCAUCUCUUGUUAUCGAGUCGAUUGGAUAUUCCGAACUCGAAACAAUCCUCUAUACUGCACCUUCAGGCGCUGUCCAAAUUCUGCUCCUCUGGAUUGGAACCUUGCUGGCUUAUAUUUUUCCCAAGCAAAGAGCAUUGAUCACUUUGGCAUUAAUUAUUCCACCAUUCAUUGGAACGAUCUUCCUACUGAAGCUCACUGUCAGCGCCCAGUGGGGUUUAAUUGUGGCUUCAUGGCUGGCUUCUUGUAUAACAGCGAGCAUGUCUAUCUUGCUGUCGCUUUCUGCUUCCAACUUCAAGGGCAAUACUAAGCGUGCGGUCGUCAACACUAUGUUCUUUAUCGGUUAUUGUGCCGGCUGUAUAGGCUCGGCGCAGCUGUGGACAAAGAGUCCUCGGUAUACAGAAGGAGUGAUCACAUCUAUUGUGACAUGGUGUUUGCUAUUUGUGGCCGUGAUCAUAUAUCGCAUUCUAUGUGCGCGCGAUAACAGGGCUCGCGAUAUUUUGGCAGAUUCAGGGGCUGAAGAUGGAGCCCAAGAGGUCGAAGCUGGUCAGAAUGGCCUACUUGAGACUGAUCUUACUGAUAAAACAGAUAGAACCUUCCGUUACGCACUUUGA
Molecule: messenger RNA, 1485 nt
Organism: Penicillium malachiteum
Lineage: Eukaryota; Fungi; Ascomycota; Eurotiomycetes; Eurotiales; Aspergillaceae
Exons: 4
Coding region: 1-1485 (494 amino acids)
Biological process (GO): dipeptide transport; tripeptide transport; allantoate transport
Cellular component (GO): plasma membrane
Molecular function (GO): allantoate transmembrane transporter activity; dipeptide transmembrane transporter activity
Source: RefSeq, a predicted model, not a curated record